AUGCUGCUCGAUGCUGGAGCGGAUGUCCAUUCAAGAGGUCAAGGAGAAGAUACAGUUCUAUUCAGGGCUGUACAAACAUACGAGGACGUGGUCGAGUUGAUUCUCGCUGCAGGAGGUGACGUCUUGGCUCGCACUGACGAUGGGACAACUGUGCUACAUGGAGCCGCCGCUUGGGGCAGUGCUGCAUCCUCCAGCAACUCAUUGCAAGAGACAGCACUGCACCUAGCCUCAGCUGCAAGUGUUGCAUUUACAAACAUGCGAGUCAAGGUUCUACUUGACCGGGGUGCCGAUCCUAACGCGCCUAAAAUGAAGGGAGAGACGCCGUUGCAUCUGGCAGUUGCUGCAGCCAAGGGACGAGGCGACGUCUCGGUGGCCGCGUAUCUCUUGGAAGCUGGAGCAAACUCCAACGCUGCAACUGAUGCGGGAGAAACACCAUUCCAUGUCGCUGUGAUGAAUGGUUCUCCGACGGAAUUUAGGUUGCUCUUGAAUGCCGGAGCUGAUGUCUCGGCUAAGAGACAUGACGGCAAGACCCCAUUAUUGUUAGUACGGGAAAAGAGAACAGAAGCAAGGGCAUAUUACAUCGAGGUCUUCCAGAGCCUUGUGACGAAUACUUUUCUCGGAUGGAUGAAGUGGUUGUGGGCCGAGGAGACUGAGUAUCACAGCGGUGGCGACAUGCCAGCAACUCGCUGGGAUGCUUGA
Molecule: messenger RNA, 699 nt
Organism: Metarhizium acridum CQMa 102
Lineage: Eukaryota; Fungi; Ascomycota; Sordariomycetes; Hypocreales; Clavicipitaceae
Molecular function (GO): protein binding
Source: RefSeq, a predicted model, not a curated record